CCGCACCCCCGCGUCGUGUCCGUCAUCGUCGUUCCGUCGUUCCGUUCCGUCGUCGGGUCCGUCGUCUUCGCCAUGGCAUUCCAAGCUCGGCGCCAUGCCAACUCGGAGAAUGUGAACCCCAACGUGGGCGCGACCCGUCUUGGUGCUCCACAGGCCCGCCGUAAGGUGGCGACGGCCAAGCCGCAACGUGGGGUGAAUCGCGCGCCACUGGCGAGUCUGGCGGACAUCACCAACAUCCAAGAUGCCCGUGACAUGCGCAAGAAACCGCUCCGGGAGCCCCUGGCACCCCUGGCGCCACUGGCGCCGCUCGAGCGAAGCCUGGUGACGAUUCGAAACCGCGAGGCUUCACCUACACCGAUGGAGAUCAGUAAUCCCGAGCUCUUGGCAGAAGCGCAUGACAAGGUGCAGUCUGUGGCGGAGUACGCGCCGGAGAUCGCAGACCAGCUCUUUCACGACGAAGCCAUCUUUAUGCCGCGCGCGGACUAUAUGGAAUCGCAGCAAGACAUCAAUGGCAAGAUGCGCGCCAUUUUGGUGGAUUGGCUGGUGGAAGUUCACAUGAAAUAUCGACUGCGUCCAGAGACGCUGUUCCUCGCCGUGAACUUAAUCGACCGUUACAUGUCCUCGCUCCCCGUGUUGCGCCGACGCUUGCAGCUGCUUGGGGUGGUGGCCAUGUUCGUGGCCGCCAAAUUUGAGGAGAUCGAUCCGCCCAAAGCCACCGACUUUGUGUACAUCACCGACAACACCUACUCAAAGGAUGAGCUCUUCCAGAUGGAGUGCAACAUGUUGAGCACCCUGGAGUUCCAGGUGGUGGUUCCCACGGCCGCACACUUCGUGAACCAAUUCGUGAAGGCCAAUGGCUGCGAGAACCCGCGCCAUGCGGAGGUGAUCAAAUACAUCAUGGAGUUGGCUCUGUUGGAUCUCCGCAUGAUCAGACAGAAGGCCUCUCACUUGGUUGCCGCAGCAGUCCUUCUGAGCAAUGAGUUGCCCGGCUCAGGAGGGCUCAG
Cladocopium goreaui is the source of this 1004-nucleotide messenger RNA. Lineage: Eukaryota; Dinophyceae; Suessiales; Symbiodiniaceae. The record is from the annotation of a GenBank genome assembly.